Mandrillus leucophaeus (drill) is the source of this 1742-nucleotide messenger RNA. RefSeq names its product Zic family member 1 (gene ZIC1). Lineage: Eukaryota; Metazoa; Chordata; Mammalia; Primates; Cercopithecidae. Gene Ontology annotation, molecular function: RNA polymerase II cis-regulatory region sequence-specific DNA binding; DNA-binding transcription factor activity, RNA polymerase II-specific. The transcript is spliced from 3 exons. The coding region runs from base 68 to 1411 and encodes 447 amino acids. The record is from RefSeq and is a predicted model, not a curated record. Gene Ontology annotation, biological process: regulation of transcription by RNA polymerase II; central nervous system development. Gene Ontology annotation, cellular component: nucleus.
UUUUCCCUCCUCGGCUGGCGAGGGUGGGGGGGGCGGGGGAGGCCGGGGCUCGCCCCGAGCAGCCACGAUGCUCCUGGACGCCGGCCCCCAGUACCCAGCGAUCGGCGUGACCACCUUUGGCGCGUCCCGCCACCACUCCGCGGGCGACGUGGCCGAACGAGACGUGGGCCUGGGCAUCAACCCGUUCGCCGACGGCAUGGGCGCCUUCAAGCUCAACCCUAGUUCGCACGAGCUGGCUUCGGCCGGCCAGACAGCCUUCACGUCGCAGGCGCCAGGCUACGCGGCUGCUGCGGCCCUGGGCCAUCACCAUCACCCGGGCCACGUCGGCUCCUAUUCCAGCGCAGCCUUCAACUCCACGCGGGACUUUCUGUUCCGCAACCGGGGUUUUGGCGACGCGGCGGCGGCAGCCAGCGCACAGCACAGCCUCUUUGCUGCAUCGGCCGGGGGCUUCGGGGGCCCACACGGCCACACGGACGCCGCGGGCCACCUCCUCUUCCCCGGGCUUCACGAGCAGGCUGCCGGCCACGCGUCGCCUAACGUGGUCAACGGGCAGAUGAGGCUCGGCUUCUCGGGGGACAUGUACCCGCGACCGGAGCAGUACGGCCAGGUGACCAGCCCGCGUUCCGAGCACUAUGCUGCGCCGCAGUUGCACGGCUACGGGCCCAUGAACGUGAACAUGGCCGCGCAUCACGGCGCUGGCGCCUUCUUCCGCUACAUGCGCCAACCCAUCAAGCAAGAGCUCAUCUGCAAGUGGAUCGAGCCCGAGCAGCUGGCCAACCCCAAAAAGUCGUGCAACAAAACUUUUAGCACCAUGCACGAGCUAGUCACGCACGUCACCGUGGAGCACGUAGGUGGCCCGGAGCAGAGUAAUCACAUCUGCUUCUGGGAGGAGUGUCCGCGCGAGGGCAAGCCCUUCAAAGCCAAAUACAAACUGGUUAACCACAUCCGCGUGCACACGGGGGAGAAGCCCUUUCCCUGCCCCUUCCCUGGCUGUGGCAAGGUCUUCGCGCGCUCCGAGAACUUAAAGAUCCACAAAAGGACGCACACAGGGGAGAAGCCCUUCAAGUGCGAGUUUGAGGGCUGUGACCGGCGCUUCGCUAACAGCAGCGACCGCAAGAAGCACAUGCACGUGCACACGAGCGACAAGCCCUAUCUUUGCAAGAUGUGCGACAAGUCCUACACGCAUCCCAGUUCGCUGCGCAAACACAUGAAGGUCCACGAAUCCUCCUCGCAGGGCUCGCAGCCUUCGCCGGCCGCCAGCUCCGGCUACGAAUCCUCCACGCCUCCCACCAUCGUGUCUCCCUCCACAGACAACCCGACCACCAGCUCCUUAUCUCCCUCCUCCUCCGCAGUCCACCACACAGCCGGCCACAGCGCGCUCUCUUCCAAUUUUAACGAAUGGUACGUUUAAAAUCAGAAACAAAACACCGAACAAAACCCUAUUUAAGAGACUGAUCACACACGUAUACACAACAUUACUGAAAGAACCCUGCGAAUCAAAACAACCCCCCACACAGACCCCGCAAUCCUUUUUAAAAAAUCUGCCAAUAGACCCAGGACGAGUAACAGAGGAAGUAUCAACCUUUAAAAAUUUCCUUUCGCUUUCAUUAUUUUUCCUUUUUUGGCGAAGGCUUGGUACCCAAGGUGCGGUAGGGGGUCUAGGGGGAGGAGGCCACCUGACCAAAUGCCGCCAACCCCGAGGGCCAGUUUCUUGUCGGAUCCGUACGGGCUCUCUGGGGCUU